Molecule: messenger RNA, 5402 nt
Organism: Malurus melanocephalus (red-backed fairy wren)
Lineage: Eukaryota; Metazoa; Chordata; Aves; Passeriformes; Maluridae
Gene: SIK2
Product: salt inducible kinase 2
Exons: 12
Biological process (GO): microtubule cytoskeleton organization; protein phosphorylation; intracellular signal transduction
Cellular component (GO): cytoplasm
Molecular function (GO): protein serine/threonine kinase activity; ATP binding; tau-protein kinase activity
Source: RefSeq, a predicted model, not a curated record
CGYGUUGGGGAGUUUUUAACCUCACUUUUGUUGUCUUUUGGCUGCAGGUGGCAAUCAAAAUCAUCGACAAAUCUCAGCUGGAUGCUGUGAACCUGGAGAAGAUCUACAGGGAGGUGCAGAUAAUGAAGAUGCUCGACCACCCACACAUCAUAAAACUCUACCAGGAUUUUCUCCUGGAUUUGUCACACAAAGUUUUCUUCUGGUUGAUACCAGACCGUAACUGGUCCCAAAACAGCAACAGAGACACCCAACAUCCAAAUAUUUUCACUGGGACACCCCACAAAACGAUUUGGGAUGGAACCAGCGUGGAUUUUCACAUCUUUAUGGUGCAGUGGGAGUUUGGGGUGACUUUUCCUUUAUUUUUUUUUAUUUUUUUUCCCACAGAUUUUGGCUUUGGGAAUUUCUAUAAGAGCGGGGARCCUCUGACAACGUGGUGUGGGAGUCCCCCCUACGCAGCCCCGGAGGUGUUUGAAGGGCAGCAGUACGAGGGACCCCAGCUGGAUAUUUGGAGCAUGGGGGUGGUGCUGUACGUGUUGGUGUGUGGGGCACUGCCCUUUGAUGGUCCCACUCUGCCCAUCCUGAGACAGAGAGUGCUCGAGGGACGCUUCAGGAUCCCCUAUUUCAUGUCAGAAGAGUGUGAGCACCUGAUCAGGAGGAUGCUGGUCCUGGACCCGUCCAAACGUUUGAGCAUCGCUCAGAUCAAGGAGCACAAGUGGAUGUUGGUGGAGGUUCCUGCCCAGAGACCCCUCCUGUACCCCCCAGGGGAUGAGAAYGAGAAUGAGCCUGCCCUGGGAGAGUACAACGAGCAGGUGCUGAGGCUGAUGCACAGCCUGGGCAUCGACCAGCAGAAAACUCUGGAGUCCCUGCAGAACAAGAGCUACAAYCACUUCGCUGCCAUCUAUUACCUGCUGGUGGAGAGGCUGAAAUCGCACCGCAGCAGCUUCCCCGUGGAGCAGCGCGUGGACGCGCGCCAGCGCCGGCCCAGCACCAUCGCCGAGCAGAGCGUGGCCAAGGCUCAAGCUGUGGUGCCCUCGGUGAACCUGCACUCCCAAAACCCGAGGCUGCUGCAGUCUCCAGGUCUUCCCUCAGCCUCGGGAGCAGAAUCCUUUUCCUUCCCUGCCUCCAGGGAGGCGGCGUUUAUGGAGGAGGAAAGAGUUGAGACACCAAAGGUGAACGGCUGCCUGCUGGACCCCGUGCCUCCCGUGGUGAUGAGGAAGGGAUGCCAAUCGCUGCCCUCCAGCAUGAUGGAAACCUCCAUCGAUGAAGGAAUUGAGACKGAAGGAGAGGCAGAGGAGGAUCCAGCCCAAGCCUUCGCUGCCCUGCAGGCGGCUCGGGGUGGGAAGAGGCGGCACACCCUGGCAGAGGUCACCAACCAGCUGGUGAUGGUGCCAGGCCCAGGAAAAGUCUAUUCCYUGGACGAGAACUCAUCCCUGGGCAGCAUCGACUCCGAGUACGACAUGGGCUCCAUGCAGAGGGAUCUGAAGCUGCUGGGAGAGGCUCCUUCCCUGAAGGAGAUGGUGCUGAGCAGCCAGCAGAGCCCGCGGGUGGCGGCGCCGCUGCUGGGGCUGCGUCCGGCCAACCCCGCCAUGCAGGCGCUGGGCUGCCACAARCGGGAGGCGCACAACCGCUCCCCGGUCAGCUUCCGAGAGGGGCGGCGCGCCUCCGACACCUCCCUGACACAAGGUACCACCCCUGCUGCUGCCAGAUGGGGAGAGGGAUUGAGAGAUGUUAUCGGUGUUGAUAGGCUGGACCAUAAAUGGCUCCCCGUUGUUUCAGAUGGAACAGGAGCACAGCAACAAAAGUCUGGCAGGGGGAAUCCUUUAAGAAAAGGGUUAGGAAAGCCUUUUGUGGAGGUGCAGCUGGUUCCUUUUCCCAUGCAGGAGGAAGGCUCUCAGCAGCAGCAGCAGCAGCAGCAGCAGCAGCAGCAGCAGGAGGCUCCGUCCGCCUUCCCCAGCGCCGCACAUCCCCCGGUGUUACCCCGACGGCAGAGUUUGGAGAGCCAGUACCUGAAACACCGGCUCCAGAAGCCCACCCUGCUCUCAAAAGCUCAGAAYACUUGCCAGCUCUACUGCAAAGAACUGCCCCGGAGUUUGGAGCAGCAGCUCCAGGAGCACAGGCUGCACCAGAAGAGGCUCUUCYUGCAGAAGCAAUCCCAGCUUCAGGCUUAUUUCAACCAGAUGCAGAUAGCCGAGAGCUCGUACCCCCGUGGCAGCCAGCUGCCCCUGCCGUGCCCGGAGGAGCCACAACCCCAGCAGCCCCAGCAGCAGGAACAACCAUCCCAAUUCAGCCUGAGCCCCGUCCUGGAGCCYUCCUCGGAGCAAAUGCAGCUGGAACCAUUCCUCAGCCAGUUCCCCAAGGUGCCCAGCUCAUCCCAGGCUCAGCCCAGGCCACUCCAGUUCCAAUUCCAGACUCGAGAGGUGCCCGCGGCGCCCGCGGCCGAGCCGUGCCCGUUCUCGCUGGACACAACACCCCAGAGUGGCGUGGCRCUGACCACCGAGAGUCCAGCCAGCUCUGCUGCACCCACAGAACCCAGCUACGACCCCCUGGCACUGUCAGAACUGCCCGGACUCUUCGAUUGUGAGAUGAUGGAGGCUGUGGAUCCCCAGCACGGAGGGUACGUCCUGGUUAAUUAGCGCCCAGGAGGACGAAUGGAGCAGCAUGUCCGUUUUUUUUUUUGGUUGUUUUUCGUUCCUAUCCCCCCCACCCCGGAAUUCAUGGUAAUUUUUCGAUCCUUGAAUUAAUAGGGGAACUAAAAAUCCACCUGGAUGGAAGAGGAGUAAAAAUAUAGAAAAAAAAAAAAGCAGGAGGUGUUUGGCACCCCGUGGUAGGGGCUGGAGRAUGGGGAGUGCAGCUUCAUCCCACAAGGGCUGCGUAGGAGGAGGCAAAAAAGGUGAAUUUCAGAAGAAGGAAAAGGCCCCUUCAAAAAAAUCGUGGGGAAUUUAUCAGCAUUCAUCCAACAUUCACUUGGAGAGAGGAGAGUGAGUGCACACUUAUCAUCCUUCUUGGCAAUAAAAGCAAUAGUUUUCAUCGAAAUUCAGGGUAGAUUUGGUUCUGCACUGAUGGCAACUGAAAUCCUCUGGGCAGCGAGGUGGAAUCCGAGGGAAGUCGCACCUUGGUUGAGCUCCUGGGCUGGAACCACUCUCAGGCAGCCUCCACUUCCUCCUGCUGGCACCCAAACAGUAUUUCCCAAACCUGCCAAGGAGCUCUUCACUGUCUGCUGCAGGAAUCUGGAGCGAGGGACACCCUGACUUUGUCAAAAGAGACUUGGGACUGAAACCACAGAGGUUUGGAGAGACCUCUGGGUGGGAAUUGGAAUUGUGGAGGAUCAAGGAUGAGCCAACAGAGACUGAAGGUAAGGAGAGCCAUGAGAGAGAGCCAGAGCUGCAGGAAAUGGCAUUAAAAAAAAUAAAAUCCACCUGGGUGGCUUUUAAAAUCACCUCCUUUUGCAGGAGGGCUCAGUCCUGGAGAAGCUCUGCUCGCUGGAAAGGAUCCACCUGUCCCUGGGUUGCAUUUAAAAAGAAAAAAAAACAAAAACAAAAAAAAAACAAAAGCAAACAAAACUGUGUUUUGAAUUUGCAGUAUGUGUUGCUGGUGGUUUUAUUGAGCUUUGUAUAUUUGGACAAUUAUUUAGAGUUUUAGAACUUUAAGGAUUAAAAAAAACAAAACAAACCGAUGAGCUUAUAAAAAAACAAAAAAAAAAAAAAAACCACCCCUGUGAAGUGAUAGUGCUGUGCCUUUUUCAGUUCUUUAUCAGCCUCUACGCUUUUUUCUGAAGGAAGUAGACAAUACCCCAUUUAUGUCCUUGCCGUGGCCAAAGUCCCUUCAGAGCAGCGGUCCCACCGUGUGGGAYGUGUUGAGCUCGGUGCCAGCAGGGCACUGGAGGUAUCACAGCAAUAUCCAGCAUUCCCAGGGAUGCUCCACAACUCCUCCAAUUGUGGGAUCCCAGUCAUAGGAAAGGGGUGGGAGCUGAGAGCUGCACUUUGGGGUUGUCUCUGACCUUGAGGUGUCGUGGGACAAGGCAGGACAGGGGUYGGGUCAGCCUUUCCUGAGCAAACAUCAAUUAAUGAGCACAACCUCAUUAAAGCACAAAGAACGAGGGACUGUGCUGAUCAGAGCUUGCUCUGGGGUACUGGAGGGUGGGCAAUCAGCCUYUACAGCAAUAAGAGCCACAAAAAAACAGAACAGGAGGGGUUAACAGGGGACAGAAGGUGCCUGGUCCUGCUCUGCUCRGCCAGGGACAAUUCCUGCUCUCCAGAGCUGGGUCUAACACUGCUCUGGCUCAGCCCCAAAGUGUUCAGCUCUACCUCUGAUCCCACGGGAUUCCCAAGGCAGCAGCAGCCAAGGAGAGUUUAAAGGACAGGGAUCCAUCCACACAGAGAGGGACAGAGAGCUCUGCUCUCAAGAAAAGGAUUUUGGGGUGGUUUCACUCCAAAAGGAAAUGUGUCUGACACAGUGGAACACACAGACCCUGUGAGGCACCUGAGGGCAUGGACAGAGGGGAGGGAAAGAGAACAAGAACUCCAGCAGGACAGAGCAGGAAAAGAGAGGAAACAAGAGUCCUGUCCUCCAAACCCCACAGCAUAACCCCCACGCUCUGGAAUGUGAAUAUCUGCCCAGACACUGAUGGAACUGUGCAGGGAAAGCUGCUGCCAGGACACCCAGAGCUCUGGAGACAGCCCCAGCGCUGGCUGCCUGCCAGAACCAUAACCACUUCCUUCCCCAUCCAGCUCCAGGAUCCUGCACGCUUCAGGACUCAAAAGAUAAAAAUAAUUCUGUCCUGGAGCUGUGCAAUUCAUUUAUCAGGAUGUGCCAAGCAGGCUGAGCUCCUCUGAGCCGGGCAGUGCUGGGCAGGGGGAAGCUGCAGUAUUUUUUAAUGUAGUUUAGACUGACUCUUCCCCCCCUCAGCCAAAASCAUAUUUAACAUUUCAUGGAAUUUCCUUUAAGCCAAUUAGGACUACAAGGCUGCUGAAGCCUUUUCAAGCAGACAGGAUCCAUCGGGCACCACUUUUGAAGUGGUUUUUUUUUUUGUUCCAACCUGCUCUGUUGCACCCUUAGAGAACUGUGUACACUACUGGUAGAGUCAUUAUUAGCUUUAUUAUCUUGUACUACAGCCUCCUUUGGAGAGACUUUGGUGUGAUGUAUAUGGGGUACCGAUUUCAUACGGAGAAAAGUGCAAUAUGUGUGUGUGUGGUAUGUUCUUUAAUGUAUUUUUUUAAAGGAUUUAGAGGGUUUAGUCUCGGCUUUGGGAUAAAUGCACUAGUUUUGUGAGCUCCRGUUGGGCAAGUUCAUCCGUAGUAUUUACACGCGACUGAUCUGGGCUCUGUGAAGCAGUUACAGUGUAUUAAUACGAAAUAAAGAAUAUGUGCAUUUCAUUUUUUAAAUUUCUAGUGAGCCCRAAGCAG